Molecule: messenger RNA, 1269 nt
Organism: Ilex paraguariensis (yerba mate)
Lineage: Eukaryota; Viridiplantae; Streptophyta; Magnoliopsida; Aquifoliales; Aquifoliaceae
Source: the annotation of a GenBank genome assembly
AUGGCGGAACCCUACCAGGAGGACACACCUGGAGUCUCCAUGAAAGGCGUAAAAAUCUCCGGCAGACCACUCUACCUCGACAUGCAAGCGACCUCCCCUGUGGACCCCAGAGUCCUAGAUGCCAUGCUUCCUUACUACCUCUCUCGCUUCGGCAACCCCCACUCUCGAACCCACCUCUACGGCUGGGAAUCGGACAAGGCCGUCGAGUCUGCUCGGUCCCAAGUCUCCGCUCUAAUCAACGCCUCCCCUAAAGAAAUCAUCUUCACCUCCGGCGCCACCGAGUCCAACAACAUCUCCGUCAAAGGCGUCAUGCACUUUUAUCGAGAGAAGAAGCGUCACAUAAUCACCACCCAAACUGAGCACAAGUGCGUCCUUGAUUCUUGCCGUCAUCUCCAACAAGAGGGCUUUGAUGUAACCUAUCUUCCCGUUAAGCCUGAUGGUCUACUCGAUUUGGAUGAACUCCGGGCCGCUAUUCGGCCCGAUACGGGUCUGGUAUCGAUCAUGAUGGUGAACAAUGAAAUCGGUGUGAUUCAACCGAUGGAGGAAAUUGGGAAAAUCUGUAGAGAAAUGAAUGUGCCUUUUCAUACAGAUGCGGCUCAGGGAUUAGGGAAAAUUCCGAUUGAUGUGGAGAAGAUGAAUAUCAGUUUGAUGUCGUUGAGUGGGCACAAAAUUUACGGGCCAAAGGGAAUUGGGGCAUUGUAUAUGAGACGAAGGCCGAGAAUUAGGGUUGAGCCGCAAAUGAGUGGUGGUGGCCAAGAGAGGGGGAUUCGGAGCGGGACGGUACCGACUCCAUUGGUGGUAGGGUUUGGGUCUGCUUGCGAAUUGGCGAUGAAAGAGAUGGAGUACGAUGACAAGAGGAUUACUGCAUUGCAAAAGAGGUUGUUGAAUGGGAUUAGGGAAAAGAUUGAUGGGGUGGUGGUGAAUGGGAGUGUGGAGAGGAGGUAUGCGGGGAAUUUGAACUUGUCUUUUGCGUAUGUUGAGGGAGAGAGCUUGUUGAUGGGGUUGAAGGAGGUGGCAGUGUCGAGUGGUAGCGCGUGCACUAGCGCGAGUUUGGAGCCAUCCUAUGUACUGAGGGCGUUGGGGGUGGAUGAGGACAUGGCACAUACUUCAAUUAGGUAUGGGAUUGGGAGGUUUACGACGGAGGAGGAGAUUGAUCGGGCAGUGGAGCUGACGGUGCACCAGGUUGAGAAGUUGAGGGAAAUGAGUCCUCUUUAUGAGAUGGUGAAGGAAGGGAUUGACAUUAAGAGUAUACAAUGGUCACAACACUAA